CAUAGAAAAGGAAGGGAAACCCCUUGUCUUUUUCAGGUUCUCAGCACUCUAUAAUCUCAGAGAGGAUACCCUUCUACCCAUACAUUCCAGAGAAGCAUCUCUCUCUCUCUCUCUAGUGUUCAUGUAAUUUUGGUAAACUACGUUGUCAAAAGGCAUUAGCUGCUUCUUCUUUCAUCUUUAUUGUUGUUGUUUCUUCUGGUUUGUGGAAUAUGAGGGUGAGGUGGGCCUUUGGUAUUAUUCUUUUCGUAGUUUUCAUGGUAAUCCAACAUGAAGUAAAAAAACCUGUGAGUGUGGAUGGAGGCUUUGGGAAAACCAUUGGAACCCAUUUUUUAAUGAAUGGGAGGCAUUUUUACAUGAAUGGUUUUAAUGCAUACUGGUUGAUGUACAUGGCAUCUGACCCAUCUUCGAGAGGGAAUGUGACUAGUGCCUUCCAACAAUCCUCUGGCUAUGGAAUGACAAUGGCAAGGACUUGGGCUUUUAGAGAUGGUGGCUACAAACCCUUGCAGAUUAAGCCUGGCGUUUAUGAUGAGAUUAUGUUCCAGGGAUUGGAUUUUAUGAUUUCCGAGGCUAAAAAGUAUGGAAUCUAUCUGAUUCUGUGUUUGGUGAAUAACUAUCCGGAUCUUGGGGGAAGAAAACAAUAUGUGAAGUGGGCGACAGAGCAGGGCCAGUCCCUGACCUCCGAUGAUGACUUUUAUACCAACAAUGUUGUUAAAGGCUUCUACAAGAACAAUGUCAAGGCUGUUCUUACAAGGAUGAACACGUUUACUGGGGUGGCUUACAAGGAUGAUCCCACCAUUUUUGCAUGGGAACUCAUAAACGAACCUCGCUGCGAGAGCGACCUCUCUGGAAAUACUUUACAGGAUUGGAUUGCAGAAAUGGCAGCUUUUGUGAAAUCCAUUGACAGUAACCAUCUUCUAGAAGUUGGACUUGAAGGGUUUUAUGGCGAAUCCCAGAAGCAAUCUAAUCCUGGUGGUUACCAAUUUGGAACAGAUUUCAUCUCCAACAAUCAGAUACCAGAAAUUGAUUUCGCGACGGUGCAUGCCUACCCAGAUCAAUGGUUAGCAGACUCAAGUGAAGAGGACCGGCUUAAUUUUCUACAUACUUGGUCUGAAGCCCACAUUCAAGAUUCGAUUAUGGUCCUUAAAAGACCGCUCCUGCUCACUGAAUUUGGAAAAUCAUCGAAGGCUUCUGGGUAUACCAUUAACAAAAGGGAUGCUGUUUUUGAAACUCAUUACGACAUUAUCUACAGCUCUGCGAAUAGUGGUGGCCCAUAUGCUGGUGGGCUCUUUUGGCAGCUCUUGGACCCUGGAAUGGAUUACAUGAGAGAUGGCUUUGAAGUUAUUAUCCCUGAUAGCCCAUCAACGGCUAAUAUUAUUGCUCAACAGUCAAAGAAGAUAUCGGCCCUUAAUAGGUAGAAAGCCCAAAUCAAUGAAAUGUGAUAGAUUUACUUUUUCUUUCUUUUUUUU
Molecule: messenger RNA, 1466 nt
Organism: Magnolia sinica
Lineage: Eukaryota; Viridiplantae; Streptophyta; Magnoliopsida; Magnoliales; Magnoliaceae
Product: mannan endo-1,4-beta-mannosidase 4-like
Exons: 5
Coding region: 210-1415 (401 amino acids)
Molecular function (GO): hydrolase activity, hydrolyzing O-glycosyl compounds
Source: RefSeq, a predicted model, not a curated record